Penicillium angulare is the source of this 3564-nucleotide messenger RNA. RefSeq names its product ATP-dependent RNA helicase ECM16. Gene Ontology annotation, biological process: maturation of SSU-rRNA from tricistronic rRNA transcript (SSU-rRNA, 5.8S rRNA, LSU-rRNA). The coding region runs from base 1 to 3564 and encodes 1187 amino acids. NCBI's taxonomy places the organism in Eukaryota, Fungi, Ascomycota, Eurotiomycetes, Eurotiales, Aspergillaceae. Gene Ontology annotation, cellular component: nucleolus; intracellular anatomical structure. Gene Ontology annotation, molecular function: ATP hydrolysis activity; ATP binding; RNA binding. The transcript has 2 exons. The record is from RefSeq and is a predicted model, not a curated record.
AUGGCCAAGUACACUCCGCGACAGCGAAAACAGAAACACCGGCGCCCAGAGCCUGCUGCGCCGGCAGACACCAAUGCGGUGGAGCUAGCGCCCGUCUCCAAAGAUGAGAAAGAGGCAAGAAGACAAAAAUUACGAGAAGAGCUUCGAGAGCAACAUUCAAAUGUCUCGUCCAAGAAGCAGAAGCGCUUGGAUAAAUAUAUUGAAAACAAAUUGAAGAAAGAAGAGAACCUCGAGCUGCUAAAGAAAUUGGCUAGUGCAAAUGUGGAUGUUUCGAACCUCCAGAGUAUUAAGGAAUUGGGCAAGCGAAAGCGAGAAGACGAGAAGGUCUCGGUGACUACACAGGAUGCCCCCGGAUAUGAGACCGAUGAUUCCGAUGCCGAUAUCAAAACUUCCGAUCCUGCGACAGAUCCUGUACCUGCACCAAAACCCCAAACACCACAACUUCCUGCCGGUAGCGGAUUGAAGCGCCCUCUAGAGCUUGGGCCUGAUGGAUUUCCAAUCAUAAAAAAACGAAAGCGCACCGCUAAGCCCGCUCCCGUUGCCGCGCCGGUGAAGGAGGUUGCAUGGGAAGGUUUCGGCUCCGGGGAGGAGGAUUCCGACAACGAUGAGGAUGACAGUUCAGAGGGCUCUGAAAACGAUUCUGGCUCCGAAGACAUCGAUGAAGAUGAAGACUCGGGAGAAUCAUCUGAAGGCAGCUCAAACGAUGAGGAUGAAGACGACGAAGAUGAUGGGGCAGAGAAAAAAAUUAAGCCGAGGCAGUCUGCUUUUAAAUCUUGGGCUAUACAAAAAAUCAAUGAGGUUGUUGGCUUUCAGCCUACCACCGGCCCGGUGAUUCAUGACCAAGUGCAGGACGCUUUCGCAGCCCCUAGGAAAGAACCCCGAAAUACGGUUGAAGAAGAAGAGCCCCUUCCUGCGGAGCUACAAGUAACUAGUGGAGAUCCUUACCGAAAGGCUUUCAGCGUUCAAGUUGAUCGUUCAGAGGAGAUUCAACAAGCUCGUCUUGGAUUGCCGGUGGUGGGUGAGGAGCAGAAGAUCAUGGAAGCGAUUCAUAAUAACUCAACUAUCGUCAUCUGGGGUGCUACUGGUUCCGGAAAGACGACCCAGCUUCCACAAUUCCUGUUUGAGUCUGGCUUCGGUUCUCCGGAUAGCCCGAACCCUGGUCUCAUUGGUAUCACACAGCCUCGGCGAGUCGCUGCUGUCAGUAUGGCCAACCGUGUUGCUCAGGAACUUGGCCAGCACUCGGACCGGGUUUCUUAUCAGAUUCGAUUCGAAAGUACAGCUUCUAAGAAUACGGCCAUCAAGUUCAUGACGGAUGGUAUUCUACUCCGCGAGAUUGCAGAUGACUUUGCUUUGCGGAAGUACUCCAUUGUCAUUAUUGAUGAAGCGCACGAGCGCAGUGUGAACACUGACAUUCUCAUUGGAAUGGUCAGCCGUAUUGUGGACUUGCGCAAAUCGAUGAGCGAGGAAGACCCGUCCGUUAAGCCAUUGAAGGUGGUCAUCAUGUCCGCCACUCUUCGAAUCUCAGACUUCACUGAGAACCGAGGCCUCUUCCGCCAAGGGCCCCCGCCUUUGGUUCAGGCAGAAGGUCGUCAGUACCCUGUGACUGUCCACUUUGCCCGUCGCACACAUCGUGAUUAUGUCGAGGAGGCCUUCCGCAAGGUCUCUAGGGGUCAUCGCAAACUUCCUGGUGGUGGAAUGCUCGUGUUCCUUACAGGGCAAAAUGAAAUUAGACAGUUGUCCAAGCGCCUGAAACAAGCAUUCAAACCUACUCAGCGGGCGGAUACCACACAGGCGAGAGUGCAAUUUACGGCCAACGACGCGCCUCUAGAAGCCGAAGAUCUAGAACUCGGUGGUACUGAGAUGCACAAUGACGGCUACGAUGACGAUAGUGAUCUCGAGAUUACGGGAUUAGAUGAGCCAGAGGAUGAUGAAGAUUUUGAUCUUGGAGAGGAGGCUAUGGACUCUUCGACGAAGGUCCAUGUUUUGCCCUUGUAUUCACAACUACCGACAAAAGAGCAGAUGAAGGUCUUUGAGGCACCACCUGAUGGCUCCCGUCUCAUUAUUCUUGCCACGAACGUUGCUGAGACUUCUCUUACUAUUCCCGGAAUUAAGUACGUCUUUGACUGCGGUCGAGCCAAGGAAAAGCAAUUCGACCUCUUCACCGGCGUGCAAAGCUUCCAGAUUGGCUGGAUCAGCAAGGCUAGUGCAAGCCAAAGAGCUGGUCGAGCUGGUCGAACAGGACCUGGUCAUUGCUAUCGGAUGUAUUCUUCAGCGGUAUAUGAAGCCGACUUCGCUGAAUACACUGAUCCUGAAAUCCUUCGCACUCCCAUCGAAGGAGUUGUACUUCAGAUGAAGAGUAUGGGGCUACACAAUGUGAUCAAUUUCCCAUUCCCUACACCCCCAAGCCGACAAGGACUUGCCAAGGCAGAAAAGCUGCUCCGAAAUCUGGGUGCUCUCUCAUCUAAUGGUGAAGUAACACAGAUUGGCCGUCGUCUUGCAACAUACCCCCUCUCUCCACGAUUUGGCAAGAUGCUAUACAUUGGUCACCAGCACGGAUGUUUGCCCUAUGUGAUUGCCUUGGUAUCCGCUCUAGCUGUUGGGGAUCUGUUUGUCGCACAAACUGAAAUCGAUCCCAACGCCUUCUUAAAGUCGAAGCCCAAACCUCAAGUAAAUGACAGCGACGACAGCGAAGACGAUAGAAGAGUCUACACCAAUGCAGACCGCCUAGAGGAUACAGAGCGCGAGCAAAAGCUCAAAGCCUACGCCCGUGUGCACCGCCUUCUCGGCAAACACGACGAUACAUCUGACGCCCUUAAAUUCCUUUCUGCCAUCUGCGCCUACGCCUACGCUUCAGACGGUGAUGCCUUCAGUGAACAGAUGUUCCUUCGUGCCAAGGCUUUCAAAGAAGCGACUCAGCUCCGUCGUCAACUCACAGAUAUCGUACGUGCCAAUAAUCCAGGCUUAAUUGGCAACUUCGAACCUCGUCUCCCCGAGCCAUCCGCCAAACAAAUCAAAGCUCUCAAACAAAUCGUCACAGCCGGUUUCAUCGACCAUGUCGCUAUCCGCGCAGACCUCGCUCCAGUGCCUCCAGAAAUUCCCCGCGCACCCCGUCGCGCCAUUGAUGUUCCCUAUCUUACUCUAUUCCGCUCCCGGGAAGGCUCAAUGGACGACAUUUCAGAGCGCGCAGUUUUCGUGCAUCCUGCCUCGAUCAUGUCGGAGCUUUCACCUAAGGAAAUGCCACAAUAUAUUAUCUACUCCCAUCUGCAACAGUCAGCUGCUAGCGUGGUCGCAUCGGAUCAGACGCCUAAGAUUAGGAUGUUCCCUCUCGUCGCGCCAAGUGGGCUGCAGCUUGCAGCGCUGGCACAUGACACUCCACUUAUUGCGUAUGGCAAGCCUGUUGGUAAGACGGAUACAUUGGAAGGUAUUCCGCAACGGAGGUCAUGCUGGGUCAUUCCUUCUUUGGUCGGGGAUGGAGGUGGAACUGGAUGGCCACUACCUGCAAAGAAGGUCGUACAGAAAAAGGACCCCAAGGAAGGUUGGGUCAUUGAAAAGUUCGUUGGCUGA